GCGUUUGCAGGCAAGGACAGCCCGUGUACUCCAUCCCUCCCGGUGGCUUUCGGCACCCCUACCCUGCCCUCGCCAUGAACGCCUCCAUGUCCAGUUUGAUGUCCAGCCGGUUCUCCCCGCACAUGGUCCCACCGCCCACCCACGGGCUGCACCCCUCGGGCAUCCCACACCCAACCAUCGUCUCGCCCAUCGUGAAGCAGGAGCCCAGCCAGCCCAGCGUCAGCCCGGGAGGCAACUCGAAAUCCCCCGUCACUGUGAAGAAGGAGGAGGAGAAGAAACCCCACAUCAAGCUCAACGCCUUCAUGUUGUACAUGAAGGAGAUGAGGGCCAAGGUGGUGGCUGAGUGCACGCUGAAGGAGAGUGCAGCCAUCAACCAGAUCCUGGGCAGACGG
Pelecanus crispus (Dalmatian pelican) is the source of this 392-nucleotide messenger RNA. Lineage: Eukaryota; Metazoa; Chordata; Aves; Pelecaniformes; Pelecanidae. The record is from RefSeq and is a predicted model, not a curated record.